AUGCUUAUCAGCCUAGGUACGCUAUCGCUUCUCACACAGACCCGAUAUGUGGUUCAUCUGUCAGAUGGGAAGCGCCUGGUUCUGUUUCGCCUACCAGCGAUCGAUACGUCGACACGCAAGGCCAACGAAACCUACAAUGGAUGGUCCUAUUAUGCCAUGGAGGCCGAAUGUCCUCACGCGGGAGGCCCAAUGGCGGAAUCAUCUGUCGAUAUUGAAGACUCGGCUUAUGUUGUCUCGUGCCCUUGGCACGCAUACGACUUUAACGUAGAGACAGGCGAGUCUAGUGUGGGAAUCAAAGCGUGCACGUUUCCCAUCAAAAUCCGAGGCGAGGAGGUGAUGUUGGAGUACCCAUCAGAAACUAUAAAUACUAUAAAGAUCGCGAGGAUAGAACCUGUCAGUGAAAAAGUGGAGUUGAAACGAUAUGCGAGCUCAGCUUCUAUCCUGGAGAACACACCCGGGGCCCGAUACCUGGAUGAUAACGCGUCUGUGUGUGAGUGGGCGGCACAUAUUUUAAACACAGCAAACCCGGAGCAGAAGAUCGAUCUUACCACACGGCUAUUUUCGCUCUUUGUGGCUAGAGAGGCAUCACCAUCACCCAUGAAUCUAGGGCGAGGAAUCGCUACUCCUCCUGACCAACCACCACGAGAGAGCCUUGUGGAAGUCCAACCAUGGGAUGCCCCGAAGACAGGGAGGGCUGGUUCUGCAAAAAGUAGAAUUGCUAUGCUACAUGCCCUAGCUAAUAUCGAACUGUGGGCCAUUGAUCUCGCCAUCGACAUUUGCGUGCGGUUUGCCAUGUUUCGAACUGAAGGGAAUAAAAAAGAGCUGCCACGGGCUUUCUUUCAUGACUGGCUGAAAGUAGCUAGUGAUGAAGCAAAGCACUUUUCUCUACUUCGUACCAGAAUUGAACAAAUGGGCUCUUACUUUGGUGCGCUUCCUGUGCAUCACGGCCUCUGGCUCUCGGCAACGGAAACGGCCUAUAACCUCAGGUCCCGGAUCAGCAUUAUCGCCCUUGUACAUGAGGCCCGUGGUCUUGAUGUUAAUCCAAUGACAAUUGAAAAAUUUCGCAAGGCCGGUGAUAAACAGAGCGUUCCCGUGUUAGAGAUCAUUCAUAACGACGAAAUCACGCAUGUAACCACGGGUCAUCGGUGGCUUACCUGGAUUUGUGAGCAAGAAGGGACUGACCCUGUUCAAGUUUUUCGAAAUAACGUUCAAAAACAUUUCAGGGGCCCGAUAAGAGGGCCUUUCAAUGAGGAGGCUCGGAUGCAGGCCGGCAUGGACCGUCGGUGGUACGACAACCAUGGUGCCCACGGGGAUAUGGCAGUGGCUUCAUAG
Molecule: messenger RNA, 1332 nt
Organism: Talaromyces rugulosus
Lineage: Eukaryota; Fungi; Ascomycota; Eurotiomycetes; Eurotiales; Trichocomaceae
Exons: 1
Coding region: 1-1332 (443 amino acids)
Molecular function (GO): 2 iron, 2 sulfur cluster binding
Source: RefSeq, a predicted model, not a curated record